Messenger RNA from Petromyzon marinus (sea lamprey), 4352 nucleotides. NCBI's taxonomy places the organism in Eukaryota, Metazoa, Chordata, Hyperoartia, Petromyzontiformes, Petromyzontidae. The record is from RefSeq and is a predicted model, not a curated record.
CGUCUUGUCGGGGUCACGUAGACGAGAGAGGGGCAGGGAGGGAGGCAGGUUGGGAGGGCGAACAGCGAUGCGACCGCCCAUGAGUUUAAUUCGACGAAGGUGGAAUUCAUUGGUCGCCGCUGUCGCGUCGCAUUAGUCGCGCGUGCAGCGUCGACCUCCGCGGGGGGGUGUGGUAGUGGUGGUGGUGGUUGUGGUAGUGGUUGUGGUGGUUGUGGUGGUGGUUGUGGUAGUGGUGGUUGUCAUCGCCUUGUCGACUGGUUGCGCGAGUCGCAAGUUGAAAGUGAGGGAGUGUGUGAGAGCCGCAAGUUGAGAGUGAGAGAGUUGCAAGUUGAAAGUGAGAGAGUCGCAAGUUGAGAGUGAGAGAGUCGCAAGUUGAAAGUGAGAGUGUGAGAGAGUCGCAGCCCGCACCGUCACCACUCGACGACUCCGAUCGGAAUCGUCGGGCCGCGUUCGUCGUUUCACGGUGUGUGUGUGGUGCUGACAACAACAACAACACCACCACCACCACGACGUCGUCGUCGUGAGCGUUGUUGGCACAACAACGUCGACCCGCGCACGCGUGCACAUGGGGCAGCAUCGCCACGGCGACGUUUCAACACCCGCAGCGUCGGCGCACGAAGAUUCAUCGCAGAUCUCCCAUCAGUGGUGAUGCGCGCACCGUCUGUUACCCAUCACGAACGUAGGUUGCAGUGCGUGACUUUAAUCGCACGGUCUUCACUUGCGGCACGGUGACUGGAUAAUCGUGGUAUUUAAUGAAGAGUUUGUGCAAUCGAUAGAAUCGCGCGAAAUCACUGAUUUUGCGUUAAUCGCACAAUCACGCGGCACUUAAAUCGUCGCACACCUGCAGCGGCAUAAGCGCCUCCGAUUAGCACGGUUGGCUACGUACGGUGCGAAAGAAGCCCAACUACGUGCGUGCGUACAUUCGAGAGCGGACACGAGACACCGCAGGGGGCCACCCCUCACUCCCCUCCCUCGCCGCGACGAGGUCCCCGGGACAUGCGGGGCCCAUGGAGGGACGAGGAGACGCGGGUCCCGUGGGGGGACGAAGAGGAGGGGACACGGGCCUCGUGGCGAGGCGAGGAGGAGACGCGGGCCCCGCGGAGGCGCGAGGAGCACGACCCGGCGGAGGGGACACGGGGACCAAGGAGGGACAGGGGGAAGGCUCGCACCGGGACCCCAAGGGGAACCGGCGCCCGAGGCCCGAGCCUUCUCUCUCCUCGCCCCCGCGGGCCCCGCGCCUCCCCUCGCCCCUCGGGGGUCGCGGCGAGGAGCCACGGACACCGCGAGGCUCGGGCCCUGGAAGCAGCAGAGGGGGGGAGCGGCGGCGCCGGAGGCGACAGCGGGAGGAGUCCGGGAGGCUGCCCCCACUGGGACCGGGCACACGGGGAAUGCUCACCUCUCCCUACCUGCCGGAGCUGAGCAACGGCGAGACAGACGAGGAUCGCACAAGGAGCCUGGGACGUUUAUCGCUCCCGGCUCCCCCCUGCCUCUUCCAGGCGGCUCCAGGGCAGGAGCUGCCUGACAUCCGAGCACAGAAGAGCAGGGCGUCUCCUCACGUCCCGCGGUACAGGACCGCACGCCAGUUCGUCGAGGAUGUGGAGAGCGCCCAGGGAAGCGGCGACUGGAGUCUCGUGCGGGAGUUCUACGCCCGCACCUUCGACUCCUUCCAGGAGGUGAACUCGGCUUUUAAGAGGGAGCUACACAUGGGACUGGAUGGAGCAGGAGUCCACAUUGCGUUACUCGAUGCGGUCUACGAUGUCAUCCUGUACACGCCCGCAGAGGUGCAGAAGGCCACGCUGAAGGGAAUCAUCAACAGCCUGCUGCGCGAGUGGAGGGGACCGAGGACUAAAGAUGAUUUGCGAGCGUACUUCAUCCUGUUGCAGAAUCCACAGUUUGGACAGAGCAGCACGUGUGUAAUUUUUGCGCACGUGCUGCGCCAGGUGUCGGCCCUGCCGCUCCCUGAGCAGCGCACGCUCGUGCAGUGGCUGCACAGGCUGCACAUCUCGCGGUUCCGGGCGUUGCUCGGGCAGCUGCACGCGCUGGUGUCGCUGCGCCUGAGCCAGGACGAAGGCGCUCAGCUCCCACCGCCGGCCAAGAGCAGCUGGUGGAUCCCGGCUGCCGUGCGCGUCACGGCCCUGCUCUAUGCAGCCAAUGUGCUGGGUGCAUCCCCUCGGCUGCCUUACUCCGAGUUCUACAAUUCUUCUCUCGACCACGUGGACCUGACCCAGGAGUACCUUGCUUGGCAGUGCAACCCACGUGCCAAAAGGUUCUCAUUUUGCCAGUUUCCAUGGAUGCUGUCCAUCCACGCCAAGAAGGCCAUCAUCCAGCAGGACUCGGAGCAGCAGAUGGUCACCAUGGCCAGGCGCAGUGUGGUGGAGCGCGUCUCUCGCCGGGAGCGGCCCGACGUCGACUCACUGUUCCUCACCCUGAGAGUGCGACGUGCACACCUCGUGGUCGACUCACUCAGCGAGCUGGCGCGCAAGCGUGCCGAGCUGAAGAAGAAGCUGCGCGUGGAGUUUGUUGGCGAGGUGGGGCUUGACAUGGGCGGCCUCACCAAGGAGUGGUUCCUGCUGCUCAUCCGACAGGUCCUGCGCCCCGACUACGGAAUGUUCGUGUACCACAGGGAGGCACGCUGCUACUGGUUCCGCAGCUUCAACUGCGACAACUACUCGGAGUUCUCUCUCAUCGGGACCCUGAUGGGGCUCGCUGUGUACAACAGCAUACCCCUGGACCUUCACUUCCCGCUGUGCUGCUACCGCAAGCUGCUGAGCCCGCCGCUGGCGCCCAGCGAGCCCGGCGUGCCUGUGGGGCUCUGCGCGCUCACGCUCGGCGACCUGGGCUGCGUCAUGCCGGAGCUGGCACACGGGCUGCAGGAGCUGCUUCUGUACGAAGGCGACGUGGAAACGGACAUGUGUGCUACCUUCCAGAGUUUGUGGCCAUGUACGUGGAUUACCUUCUCAACACGUCGGUGUGCCAGCGGUUCGCUGCCUUCUACCACGGCUUCCACAGCGUGUGCACCUCUCCGGCACUCGCAAUGUUGCGUGCGGAGGAGGUGGAGACGCUCGUGUGCGGCUCCGCGACCCUGGACCUCCGGGCCCUGCAGUCGGCCACUGAAUAUGAGGGCUACACCGCCAGCGACCCCACUGUGCGGUAUUUCUGGGAGGUGGUGCACGAAUUCGCCCUCGACCUGCAGAAACGCCUCCUGCACUUUGCGACGGGAAGCGACCGGGUGCCAGUGGGCGGUGUGCAGGAGCUGCACUUCAAGAUUUCACGCAUCCACGUGCCCACUGACUGGCUGCCCGUGGCGCACACGUGCUUUAACCAGCUGUGCCUGCCCCCGUACCGCUCCCGCCGCUCCCUGCGGACCAAGCUGUGCAUCGCCAUCUCCAACUCGGAGGGCUUCGGCCUCGAGUGACCGACCAAGAGGUCGUCUCGGAUGCCACUGCCUGGAUGGGCGGCCUCCACGCCUGGACGGUGCUAGGGGCUGCCGCGGCGCGACGUUGUGUGUGGCGAUGGGCGGCGAUGGGCGGCGAUGGGCGGCGCAGAAACAUUCGCCGGUUUUGCCGAAUCGUGCUUCUUGCGCUCCCUCGUCUACGCCGUCUGCCUCCACCGGCCCGCACUGGGCAGCAUUGUCGGCGAAGGCCCCUGGGCCCGCAGGGCAGUUGCACGGCCUGAGCACUCGACAGUUCAUGCCGCUGCGGACCACCAUUGUGAUGGUGUGUUGGAGUUCAGUAGUGCCUGGUUGUGUUGCAGUAAAACCCCGCUGCCCGUCCCAGUGGUCCCAUAGCUGUUUUGUAUAAACUCACUCACUACCGUCCGUGUUUUACUUGGGUAGAGCGGUGCUGCGGUGGUUCGUGCACUGCGCUAGUUGCCCAGCGACCAGAGUUCAAUUCCCGGCCAUGACCAACGUCAGUUGCGAGCGAUGUCCGAACCGUUGCUUGGCCCCCACUUCACCAACCCGCACUGACCAGCGUGGUGAAGUAUGGUCAAACGAUCCCCAUUAAUGACGUGACAUGGGGGGGGGAAUUCCUUUUAGCCAGCAGUAAGGACAGUACGUGGGUUAUUCGUGUGGCUAUCAAACCACAAAUGCUACACUAAGAGGUAGAUUGACAAAGGCCUGUAAUUAAUGUAUUUUCCGAAACACAUAGUUUGCAAAUAUAUUAACGUGUAAUUAUAUAAAAGAUAAAUAGUUGCCGCUUUGAAGAUAGAGGUCAUUGAUGAAACACCCUCGUCUCUUCUUCACACUGGGAAUGUUACAUUGUGUUUUUAACUUUUAAUCUGGUAAAGCGUGAGUACAGGAGGCAUGCCAAGUGCACUUUGUUGCUACCUCUAAUAAACUUGGUGUUGUCAUG